This is a messenger RNA of Polypterus senegalus (gray bichir), 1251 nucleotides long. Its product is annotated as gastrula zinc finger protein XlCGF26.1-like. The record is from RefSeq and is a predicted model, not a curated record. The transcript has 2 exons. Bases 1 to 1251 code for a protein of 416 amino acids. Gene Ontology annotation, cellular component: nucleus. Gene Ontology annotation, molecular function: RNA polymerase II transcription regulatory region sequence-specific DNA binding; DNA-binding transcription factor activity, RNA polymerase II-specific. Gene Ontology annotation, biological process: regulation of transcription by RNA polymerase II. NCBI's taxonomy places the organism in Eukaryota, Metazoa, Chordata, Cladistia, Polypteriformes, Polypteridae.
AUGACACACAUUAAAAUUCACACUGGAGACAAGCCAUAUUGUUGCUUUGACUGUGGCAAACGAUUCUUGCAAUAUGGCAAUCUUCAGUCCCACACAAGAAUUCAUACGGGAGAAAAGCCAUAUUCCUGUACUGAAUGUGGCAAACGGUUCUCCAGGAGUAACAUUCCUCAUUCUCAUAGAAGAAUUCACACUGGUGAGAAGCUAUACUGUUGCUCUGUCUGUGGCAAACAAUUCUUGCACUAUAACAGUCUUCAGUGCCACACAAGAAUUAAUACUGGAGAAAAGCCAUAUUUCUGUACUAAAUGUGGCAAACUGUUCUCCAGCAGGUCCUAUCUUCAUUCUCAUAGAAGAAUCCACACUGGAGAGAAGCCAUAUUCCUGUUCUGACUGUGGUAAAAGAUUUAUAACCAGUGGUGGUCUUCAAAACCACAGAAGGGUUCACACUGAAGAGAAGUCACAUUGCUGUUCUGAAUGUGGCACAGAAUUUUCUUACAUGAGCACUCUUAUGACCCACAUUAAAAUUCACACUGGAGACAAACCAAAUUGUUGCUCUGUUUGUGGCAAACAAUUCUUGCAAUAUGGCACUCUUCAGUCCCACACAAGAAUUCAUAUGGGAGAAAAGCCAUAUUCCUGUACUGAAUGUGGCAAACAGUUCUCCAGGAGUAACAUUCUUCAUUCUCAUAGAAUAAUUCAUACUGGAGAGAAGCCACAUUGUUGCUCUGUCUGUGGCAAACAAUUCUUGCACUAUCACAGUCUUCAGUCCCACACAAGAAUUCAUGCUGGAGAAAAGCCAUAUUGCUGUACUGAAUGUGGCAACCAGUUCUCCAGGACUUACUAUCUUCAUUCCCAUAGAAGAAUCCACACAGGAGAGAAGCCAUAUUACUGUUCUGACUGUGGUAAACAAUUUAGAACCAGUGGUGGUCUUCAAACUCACAGAAGGGUUCACACUGGAGAGAAGCCAUAUUACUGUGACUGUGGUAAACAAUUCUCUACAAGAAGCUCUCUUCAAAACCAUAGACGGAUUCACACUGGUGAGAAGCCAUAUCGCUGUUCCAAAUGUGGUAAACGAUUUAGUACCAAUGUUUUGUGUUUUUUUAGUAUCCUUGACACUACUGGUAACCUGAGGCCGUACCAGCAGCCGAUUCAGGUUUCACAAGAGGAGAGCAGGGGAGGGCCGCAGAAGGACGUCAACCCAACAGCUCCUUUGUGUGAGGAGGAACAGGAGGAACACAGCCAGAACCCUACAGAAUGA